AUGGAGACCAAUACAGUUUCAACAAUCAAUGAUAUCAAUCUCGGUUCAACAUCGGAAAAUCUAAAAAGUCAACUUUCAACAAAUGAUUAUGUAUCAUCGACAUGGACAACAACAGUUCGAGACAGGCCGCCUUCAACAGGUAAAACAUUUGUCUACGAUACUUCGAAUUUGGAAGUAACAAUGAAAACUCAAAACAGUUCACUUUCCAUAUCCACAGCUGUAUCUCAAAUUACUACAGCAAUCACAAAUACUAUAACCACAGCAAAAGAUGUGUCAAACUCAACUGUUACAAUGUCACCUACUACAACAGAAACAAGAACACAGCAAAUGUCAAUCUUAACACUGACGAAAAUACGUAAUAUAACAGGAACAUCAAGACAGAGAACAACUUCUACUGUUACAAUGACGGCUAGAACUGUGACUCUAAAUAUUACUGACUCACAAACUAAAAAACCUUCGAGUGACGAUUCUACUACGAUUUCCAUUGUAUCUUCUAUACUUGGAAUCGUUGCCAGUGUGUUUACAAUCAUCGCUAUCAUUCUGGCUUACAAAGGAAAACUGGCCUGUUGCAAGGAGAAAAAGCAGACUCCAGUCCCUUCGAGUUCCUCGGAGUCCUUAGGAGUCCCUUGGAGUCCCUUGGAGUUCUUCAAAGUUCCAUGAAAUCUUCAUCAUAUAUCCAGAAGCCCAUUAUAGAAUUUAGAACAUCAGAUGAAAUAGAUAUUGUCUCGAUUUAGAGACGAACGUAUAUCAUCUUUCUCUUAUAUGUAUUCAGCACAUUCGUUUAUUCUAAAAUUUCAAAUUAAACAAAAUCAAACAAAAUAUUACACGAAGAAAAAACAUUUACUUAUUUUUUUCGUUAGUAUGUUGUAUUCGAAGUAACCUGUCGCUUGAAAGUUUACUUUUUUCGGUAGUUAAUAACCAACAAGCUGUUUGUUUAUGUAUAUAUUUUGUAUCAUCAUUCAUUGUGAUUUUAAAAUAAGAUUGUUCUAUGUGAGGUUCGAUCUUAUUAAACACUUUCAUUCCAACAAAGUCGUUUUUUAUCGUGUUUAUUAAAUUUUGAGUAUCAUCUUGUUCGUCUUCAUCACUGUAAUCAUCAUUCGAGGAAAAAUUAUCAUCAUUGUCAUCAUCCAUGUUGAGAUCAUCUGUUGUUUCAUCUUCAUCAUCAUCAGCUAUUUCAAAUUCUCCAUCAUCUAUAUUGCUUAGUUGAGAUGAGUAGUCAUACAUCUUUGAAGUUGAAUUUAACUGUUUAAACACAUAUUCACUUAAUAAUUCUAAGCUAAGAACACGUUUAUUUUUCAGCAAAUUCAAUAUUUCUAAACCAUCAAGCAUGUCAAUAACUUCAUGGUAGGCUUCGGUAAUAAUUCGUUCAAUAUCUAUUUGAGGGUGUGGGUGUGGGUGUGGGUGUGGGUGUGGGUGUGGGUGUGGG
This is a messenger RNA of Rotaria sordida, 1426 nucleotides long. Lineage: Eukaryota; Metazoa; Rotifera; Eurotatoria; Philodinida; Philodinidae. The record is from the annotation of a GenBank genome assembly.